This is a messenger RNA of Thlaspi arvense, 1296 nucleotides long. The record is from the annotation of a GenBank genome assembly. Lineage: Eukaryota; Viridiplantae; Streptophyta; Magnoliopsida; Brassicales; Brassicaceae.
AUGGGUUUGGUUGGCUAUGAGGGACUGGAAGUUAUUAACCCUGAAGGAAGUACAGAAGAUGCAGCCGAGGAAGCAAACAGAGGAAGAUGGAAGCAAGAGGAUCGAGAUGGUUACUGGAAGAUGAUGCAGAAGUACAUUGGAUCUGAUGUUACAUCAAUGGUGACACUUCCUGUGAUUAUUUUUGAACCGAUGACAAUGCUCCAGAAAAUGGCAGAGUUGAUGGAAUACUCGCAUCUACUAGACAUGGCAGACAAAACCGAGGACCCCUAUAUGCGCAUGGUGUAUGCAUCAUCAUGGGCUAUAUCUGUGUAUUAUGCUUUCCAACGUACCUGGAAACCGUUCAAUCCAAUCCUCGGUGAGACUUACGAGAUGGCUAAUUACAAUGGUGUUAACUUCAUAUCUGAACAGGUCAGCCAUCACCCUCCAAUGAGUGCUGGUCACGCUGAAAAUGAGCACUUCACUUAUGAUUGUACCUCAAAACUGAAAACAAAAUUCCUGGGAAAUUCCAUUGACGUUUACCCAGUGGGAAGGACACGAGUGACACUUAAAAGAGAUGGAGUGGUUCUUGACUUGGUACCUCCUCUGACCAAAGUUCACAACCUAAUCUUUGGACGAACUUGGGUCGAUUCUCCUGGGGAAAUGAUCAUGACCAACCUGACCACUGGUGACAAAGUCGUGCUUUACUUUCAACCAUGUGGUUGGUUCGGAAAUGUGCCAUUCAUUCGUCUCAACAGAUCUGGUCGAUACGAAGUGGACGGAUAUGUCUAUAACGCCUCUGAGGAGCCCAAGAUACUCAUGACUGGUAAAUGGAACGAGUCCAUGAGUUAUCAGCAGUGUGACAAUGAAGGUGAACCUCUCCCAGGCACCGAACUAAAGGAGGUCUGGAAACUCGCUGAUGUUCCAAAGGAUGACAAGUACCAAUACACACACUUUGCUCACAAGAUCAAUAGCUUCGACACUGCCCCGAAGAAGCUGCUGCCGUCUGAUUCACGGCUACGCCCUGAUAGAUACGCACUGGAGAUGGGCGACAUGUCCAAAUCCGGCUACGAGAAGAGCAGCAUGGAAGAGAGACAGAGAGCCGAGAAGAGAACUCGCGAAGAGAAAGGCCAAAGCUUUACUCCAAAGUGGUUCGAUAUAACCGAAGAAGUCACUCCUACGCCAUGGGGCGAUCUCGAAGUUUACCAAUUCAACGGAAAGUACUUAGAACACCGGGAAGCUGCAGAUAAUUCCGAAGAUAACACCGACCCUAAGUCAAUCCCAUUCAACCCAUGGCAAUUCCAAGAUCUUUCUGCAUAA